This is a messenger RNA of Silurus meridionalis, 1679 nucleotides long. RefSeq names its product ly6 domain containing, pigment cell (gene lypc). Lineage: Eukaryota; Metazoa; Chordata; Actinopteri; Siluriformes; Siluridae. The record is from RefSeq and is a predicted model, not a curated record. The coding region runs from base 753 to 1154 and encodes 133 amino acids. The transcript is spliced from 3 exons.
UUAAGAAGUAGAAGGUUUUCUUCCUUUGUUGUGUUGCAUUACGGGAAAAAAACAUUGUACAACGAUGUACACUUGAAAUCAGAGUGCAUUGUGGGUACAGACAAGUGAGCGAAAGUGUAAAGCGUUAAAAAUGGAGUGCACUGUGUAGGAGACAGAGUGAUUUUGGACGCAGCUUCUCACAUUUUUUUAUUAGUCUUUCCUACUGCUUUGGCAGUGCUGGGAUGUGAACUCACAACCUUCUGAUCCCCUUCAGACCUUCAUUACUGUUUCCAUAGGAACAGCUCUGAACUGAGUGUAAGCGAUGAUGUGCUGAGAUCUUUAGGGGAUGAUGGUUUGACCUGCAUGGACGGAGUCUCCAGUGUGAGGGGUGCAGCUGCUGCAGGACAGUGGGGUUUUUCAUCAGAUCUGAGAUGAAAGAAGCCACAUGCCGUUUGAGUCAUUCAUCUUUACACACACUGUACCAUGGUGGAGGCAGGAGAUGUGUUCAGUGUGAGAACAAGUCCCACAUUCACAACUUUCAUUCAAUAAAACUCUCUCAUUCAUCCUCUCUUUCUCUCUCACACACACACACACACACACACACACACACACACACACACUAUAUACACCCUCCUCCAGAGACGACUCAGGACCUGUGGCUUGAGGAGAUAAAAGUAGAGAGAGAGAAAGAGAAAGAACAAAGAGAGUAAAUUCUUUCAACAGAAAAAAAGCAAGAAGAUUCCUUCAGAAGUUCUUCACAAGAGGCACUUAUCAUGUCCAUCAUCUCCACAGCGCUGCUGUCCCUCAUCCUGCUAAGUCUUCUCUUUUCCACAGUGGUGUGUCUCAGCUGUUACGAGUGCGAGUAUCCGAACAAUCCAAUCACAUGCGUGAAGCUCACUAAGAAAUGUGCUGCAGGUGAGCGCUGCCUUUACAGCACCUCCAUAGCCAAAAUAGGCUCCAAAGUUGCCGUGUUGAAAAUGAAGAGAUGUGCCGCAGCGUCUAUGUGUGAUGUCACCGAAAAAAGAAAUAUCCAAGGAUUAAUCUUUAGAUACACCACACACUGCUGUGACACUAACAUGUGUAAUGCUGCAGUUCCGCUGGAUGCCCCCUACUGGACCAAAACAUUACUGAGCCUUGUUGGCAUGGCACUCACCAUCCUGCUGGCAUCAGCAUGAAACCACACCCACCUUCUCACUUACUACAUAAAUAUUUACUGUCCAAAUAAUUAGUACACCUGCUAGUUUAUGCAGUUAUCAGCAAAUAAUGCGGUGGCAGCAGCACAAGGCCUAAAAUUAUGCAAUCUGGCCUCAGAUUGCUCUCAGGAACAAUGCAUUUCCAACCACAGAAGUGUCACUUAAUGUUUUUUUGUUUCUCACACCAUUCUGUAUGAAAUCUAGGGACUGUUGUGUGAAUAAAACAGAGCAAGAGAUCAGCAGUUUCUACUCAAAAACCCAAACCAACCCAUCUAGCUCGAAUCUCACAGUUAAAGACUCAUACGAGAUGUAAAAAUUACUUAGAUCUUCAUCUUCAAGAUCUUGCUGUAACUGUUUGGCUGAUAAGUGCAUGAAUGAGCAGAUGUGUAGAUGUUCCUAAAGCACACUAUAUGGGUAAACGUCAGGUACUGGUGAGGAGACUGGUGCAGUCAACGUUCAAAUUCAUCCCAAUAGGGUUGGAGCACUAUAGCAGGAGAUCUUCCACAU